Centropristis striata (black sea bass) is the source of this 2449-nucleotide messenger RNA. It is a transcript of the gene nup58, whose product is annotated as nucleoporin 58. Gene Ontology annotation, molecular function: structural constituent of nuclear pore. The record is from RefSeq and is a predicted model, not a curated record. The transcript has 14 exons. Gene Ontology annotation, biological process: nucleocytoplasmic transport. Lineage: Eukaryota; Metazoa; Chordata; Actinopteri; Perciformes; Serranidae. Gene Ontology annotation, cellular component: nuclear pore. The coding region runs from base 331 to 2127 and encodes 598 amino acids.
UCGGGAAAUACCAGGCGGGGAAUAGGAAAAGUAACACCAUGCGAGUAUUUAUCCAGCGACGUUUGGCAGCUUUAACAUACUAAUAAGAAAAGAAAGGCGUGCGAAAACACAACACUGCAACUGUAGAUUACGGGAGCAUCAUUUGCAGAGGUCGACAUUUUUGUUUUGUCUUUUGAGUAAAGGCAAGACCGCGGAUUUGGCCCUCACGCGGGCAUCCUUCAAAGCUAACUAGCGUGUUAGCUGUGAUGCUGUGUUGCUCUCCGAGCGUCUUCAUGAAUGGCUGAAGUCCAAAUCGCCAGUUGGUGUUAGAUGUGUGCCUCUUAAGACAAAAUGUCUGGCUUUAACUUUGGAUCAGGGACUCUUGGUUCCACCCCCGCUGGUGGGGGAUUCUCAUUUGGGUCCGUAACAAGUGCACCUGCCGCUGCUGCUGGUGGCUUCUCUAUUGGGGGUUUGGGUACAGCAGCCACAACCCUUGCCACCACCACCAGCACCACCCCAUCUCUUGGUCUAGGAGGCAGUCUCUUUGGUCAAAAACCUACUGGAGGAUUCUCUUUCAACACACCUGCCUCAAGCGCUGCUGCACCUACUACGGGCCUUACAUUAGGUGCCCCAGCCACUACAGCUGCAUCCACUGGCUUCAGCCUUGCCUUCAACAAGCCCACCGCCUCAGCAACACCCUUCUCACUCACCACCUCUUCCACGUCCACAUCAGCCCCUCCAGGAGCAGGCUUAUCAUUUGGCUCUGUCCUGACAUCCACAGCUCCACAGCAGCCUGCAGCUGGAGGCUUCACCCUUGGACUUGGUGGCGCAACUACUACCACAGCAGCAGCUUUAACAGGUCCAUCACUCGGCGGGAGUCUAUUCUCCAACACUUUGGCUGCAGGUUUGGGUCAGACCACUCUUGGAGGAGCAGGUGGGUUAACGUUGGGUUCUCUGUUGGCUACCUCAACAGCAGUAUCAGCAGCCCCUGCCCCCAGUAUUGGCUUGGGUGGGGUGGACUUCAGCACUUCUUCUGAGAGUAAAAGCGACACAUCCUCUGGAGCCAAUGCACAGGACAGCAAAGCUUUAAAAGAUGAGAACCUGCCACCAGUUAUUUGUCAAGAUGUUGAGAAUUUCCAAAAAUUUGUCAAAGACCAGAAACAGGUUCAGGAAGACAUAAGCAGGAUGUCAUCUAAGGCCAUUUCUAAAGUCCAAGAUGACAUCAAGAGCCUCAAACAGCUUCUCUCUGUUAGUGCCAGUGGUCUGCAGCGCCAGGCUCUGGCCAUCGACAAGCUAAAGCUGGAGACAGCUCAGGAGCUGAAAAAUGCUGACAUUGCACUGCGUACACAAAAGACUCCCCCUGGACUUCAGCACGAGAACACAGCUCCAUCAGAUUAUUUCCGUAGCCUGGUAGAGCAGUUUGAGGUGCAGUUGCAGCAGUACCGACAGCAGAUAGAAGAACUUGAGAACCACCUGACAACGCAGAGCAGUGGCUCCCACAUCACUCCUCAGGACCUGACCUUGGCCAUGCAGAAGUUGUAUCAGACAUUUGUUGCACAGGCCGCCCAGCUCCAGUCUGUUCACGAGAAUGUCAAGAUCUUGAAGCACCAGUACCUUUCCUACCGUCGGGCCUUCCUGGAGGACUCGACAGACGUCUUUGAGUCCAAACGGGCAUCUAACAGGAAGUGGCAGAGUACGCCACGAGUCACGACCGGACCUGCCCCAUUCUCCAGCGUGCCCAAUGCUGCAGCGGUUGCCAUGGCAGCUACGUUGACCCAGCAACAGCAGCCAACUCCAGGGACCCAGGCACCCUUGGGGGCAGGGUUCGGAAACCCCUUUGCCUCGGCAGUGGGCACUAGCUUGGGCUCUUCUACCCUUGGAGGUUUUGGUGGUGGGCCAGGAUUUGGUGGGGUGGGGACUGGGGGGUCUUCUUUUGCCUUCUCAACCACCAGUAAGCCCACAGGAGGCAGUCUGAGUGCAGGUUUUGGUGGCAGCAGCAGCUCAGGGUUCAACUUUAGUAACCCUGGCAUCAACCCAUCGGCUGGCCUGACAUUUGGCGUUUCUAACCAAGCUGCUGCAGGCUUCGGCGCAGCACCCCUUCUCCAGCUCAAGAAACCCCCUGCUGGUAAUAAAAGGGGCAAGAGAUAGAACCAAGGAAAAACAAAGCCCUGUGACUGACCAGCUGACUAGCUUGGGGUUUGUAGCGAGGAAGGCCUGGUCUCCCAGAAGCAUAUAUGUGCUAUAAUAAUCUUUAUCCAACUACAGUUCAAAGAUCUGAGGAUGAUCAGGGCUAGGAUUGAAUCCACCAUAAAACCAGAACAGGAUCCAAUUUUACAAUCACAUGGAGAUAUAAUUUACUUAAUAAACUUUGAAAUAAUGAAAAUCCCAUUGACCAAACAAUAAGCAUCUUUCUAUCACAAAUUGGUCUGUAUUGUCCACUGAUUUUAUUCAAUUUAAUUUGAUUCUAAAU